AUGUAACAUCUGCAAGAAGUUAAUGAAAACAAUAUGAAUUUGUAAAUAUAAGUAAUAUUAAGUAGGUAUAGGAAUAUAUAUAUCAUAUUCGGCUAUUGCAAUCGAAUGCAGUUGUUCUAAAAAUGUUGCUGAUGUAUCAGGUAUUAUGUGUGCUCUUGUUUGGAGUGGUUUAUGUAACUUGUGGAUCGAAUGAAUGUCUGUCACAACCAGACUAUCAGUUGCAGGGAUACAGUUACAGCGGAAAAGGUCUUCGGUCAAGUGACCCAUCUGUAAAACAGUUACGACUCAAGAGGUCAAAUAUCGAUGAACAAGGAAUGUUGGAUCGUCUAAAAAAGUACUGCUAUAAAAGCAAUUUCCGUUCCGCCACUGCCAAACAUGACGAUUACAGUUCUGAUCCAUACACAGAGCCACAAAAAGGAAAAUGGGUUGUUACUUCAUUAUGCGACUCUAAUCCUACUUCUACUACGUUUAAAGGAAAAUGGGUAGAUGGUUGUUGGCUAUACCGUGAAUGGAGGAAUUGGGUGUGCCCACAUGUUAAAUGUAACCCGAAGUUAUGUGAUGGAAUAACAUCACCAAAUAGGUACACGUGGUUUGUGUGUCAGCCUGACAGUUACUAUUAUAUAGAUCUACUGGUGGCCUGUCCAAAAAAUGGAAAAUGGUUCUUAACAACUAAAAGAGCUUGGCUCCCACGGUGUUGUGGAUGUAAAAAAUAUUCAUGGCAAUGUGUUUGAGACAAAAGUGUAGAACGAUUAUCAUGACAUUAAAUAUAUUUAAGCUUACAAAUAACUUGU
Molecule: messenger RNA, 791 nt
Organism: Mytilus californianus (California mussel)
Lineage: Eukaryota; Metazoa; Mollusca; Bivalvia; Mytilida; Mytilidae
Exons: 5
Coding region: 123-731 (202 amino acids)
Source: RefSeq, a predicted model, not a curated record